Messenger RNA from Odocoileus virginianus texanus, 3245 nucleotides. It is a transcript of the gene TLR9, whose product is annotated as toll like receptor 9. Gene Ontology annotation, biological process: toll-like receptor signaling pathway; positive regulation of interleukin-6 production; defense response to virus. Lineage: Eukaryota; Metazoa; Chordata; Mammalia; Artiodactyla; Cervidae. Gene Ontology annotation, cellular component: plasma membrane. Gene Ontology annotation, molecular function: protein binding; pattern recognition receptor activity. The record is from RefSeq and is a predicted model, not a curated record.
UCUCACUUCCUCUGUUCUCUGAGCUGUUGGCACGGGAAGUGAGCGCCAAGCAUCCUUCCCUGCAGCUGCCGCCCAACCUGCCUGCCAGACCCUCUGGAGAAGCCGCAUUCCCUGUCAUGGGCCCCUACUGUGCCCUGCACCCCCUUUCUCUCCUGGUGCAGGCAGCGGCACUGGCAGCGGCCCUGGCUCAGGGCACCCUGCCUGCCUUCCUGCCCUGUGAGCUCCAGCCCCGUGGUCAGGUGAACUGCAACUGGCUGUUCCUGAAGUCUGUGCCGCGCUUCUCGGCCGGAGCCCCCCGGGCCAACGUCACCAGCCUCUCCUUAGUUUCCAACCGCAUCCACCACUUGCAUGACUCCGACUUCGUCCACCUGUCCAACCUGCGGGUCCUCAACCUCAAGUGGAACUGCCCGCCGGCCAGCCUCAGCCCCAUGCACUUCCCCUGCCGCAUGACCAUCGAGCCCAACACCUUCCUGGCUGUGCCCACCCUGGAGGAGCUGAACCUGAGCUACAACGGCAUCACGACCGUGCCUGCCCUGCCCAGUUCCCUCGUGUCCCUGUCGCUGAGCCACACCAGCAUCCUGGUGCUAGACCCCACCCACUUGGUCGGCCUGCAGGCCUUGCGCUUUCUGUACAUGGACGGCAACUGCUACUACAAGAACCCCUGCCAGCGGGCCCUGGAGGUGGCCCCGGGUGCCCUCCUCGGCCUGGGCAACCUCACGCACCUGUCGCUCAAGUACAACAACCUCACGGAGGUGCCCCGCCGCCUGCCCCCCAGCCUGGACACCCUGCUGCUGUCCUACAACCACAUUGUCACCCUGGCACCCGAGGACCUGGCCAAUCUGACCGCCCUGCGCGUGCUUGACGUGGGCGGGAACUGCCGCCGCUGCGACCACGCCCGCAACCCCUGCCGGGAGUGCCCAAAGAACUUCCCCAAGCUGCACCCCGACACCUUCAGCCACCUGAGCCGCCUCGAAGGCCUGGUGUUGAAGGACAGUUCUCUCUACAAACUAGAGAAAGAUUGGUUCCGCGGCCUGGACAGGCUCCAAGUGCUUGACCUGAGUGAGAACUUCCUCUAUGACUACAUCACCAAGACCACCAUCUUCUGGAACCUGCCCCAGCUGCGCAGACUCAACCUGUCCUUCAAUUACCACAAGAAGGUGUCCUUCGCCCACCUGCACCUGGCGCCCUCCUUUGGGGGCCUGGUGUCCCUGGAGAAGCUGGACAUGCAUGGCAUCUUCUUCCGCUCCCUCACCCAGACCACGCUCCAGCCACUGACCCACCUGCGCAAGCUCCAGAGUCUGCGUCUGCAGCUGAACUUCAUCAACCAGGCCCAGCUCAGCAUCUUUGGGGCCUUCCCAAGCCUGCUCUUCGUGGACCUUUCAGACAACCGCAUCAGCGGAGCCGCGACGCCAGCGGCCGCCCUGGGGGAGGUGGACAGCAGGGUGGAGGUCUGGCGGUCACCCAGGGGCCUCGAUCCAGGCCCGCUGGACACCGUCAGCUCAAAGGACUUCAUGCCAAGCUGCAACCUCAACUUCACCUUGGACCUGUCACGGAACAACCUGGUGACGAUCCAGCAGGAGAUGUUUACCCGCCUCUCCCGCCUCCAGUGCCUGCGCCUGAGCCACAACAGCAUCUCGCAGGCGGUUAACGGCUCCCAGUUUGUGCCGCUGACCAGCCUGCGAGUGCUCGACCUGUCCCACAACAAGCUGGACCUGUAUCAUGGGCGCUCGUUCACGGAGCUGCCGCAGCUGGAGGCACUGGACCUCAGCUACAACAGCCAGCCCUUCAGCAUGCAGGGCGUGGGCCACAACCUCAGCUUCGUGGCCCAGCUGCCCUCCCUGCGCUACCUCAGCCUUGCGCACAACGGCAUCCACAGCCGCGUGUCACAGAAGCUCAGCAGCGUCUCGCUGCGGGCCCUUGACUUCAGCGGCAACUCCCUGAGCCAGAUGUGGGCCGAGGGAGACCUCUAUCUCUGCUUCUUCAAAGGCUUGAGGAACCUGGUCAGGCUGGACCUUUCUGAGAACCAUCUGCACACCCUCCUGCCUCGUCACCUGGACAACCUGCCCAAGAGCCUGCGGCGGCUGCGUCUCCGGGACAAUAACCUGGCCUUCUUCAACUGGAGCAGCCUGACCCUCCUGCCCCGGCUGGAAGCCCUGGAUCUGGCGGGAAACCAGCUGAAGGCCCUGAGCAACGGCAGCCUGCCGCCCAGCACCUGGCUCCGGAAGCUGGACGUGAGCAGCAACAGCAUCGGCUUCGUGACCCCUGGCUUCUUCGUCCUCGCCACGGGGCUGAAAGAGCUUAACCUCAGCUCCAAUGCCCUGAAGACGGUGGAGCCGUCCUGGUUCGGCGCUUUAGCAGAGACCCUGAAGAUCCUAGACGUGAGCGCCAACCCACUGCACUGCGCCUGCGGGGCGGCCUUCGUGGACUUCCUGCUGGAGAUGCAGGCAGCCGUGCCCGGGCUGUCCAGGCGCGUCACGUGUGGCAGUCCAGGCCAGCUCCAGGGCCGCAGCAUCUUCGCACAGGACCUGCGCCUCUGCCUAGAUGAGACCCUCUCCCUGGACUGCUUUGGUCUCUCGCUGCUAAUGGUGGCGCUGGGCCUGGCAGUGCCCAUGCUGCACCACCUCUGUGGCUGGGACCUCUGGUACUGCUUCCACCUGUGUCUGGCCCGUCUGCCCCGACGGGGGCGGCGGCGGGGCGAGGACACCCUGCUCUACGAUGCCUUCGUGGUCUUCGACAAGGUGCAGAGCGCAGUGGCCGACUGGGUGUACAACGAGCUCCGCGUGCAGCUGGAGGAGCGCCGCGGGCGCCGGGCGCUCCGCCUCUGCUUGGAGGAGCGAGACUGGCUCCCCGGCAAGACGCUCUUUGAGAACCUGUGGGCCUCGGUCUACAGCAGCCGCAAGACCAUGUUCGUGUUGGACCACACGGACCGGGUCAGCGGCCUCCUGCGCGCCAGCUUCCUGCUGGCCCAGCAGCGCCUGUUGGAGGACCGCAAGGACGUCGUGGUGCUGGUGAUCCUGCGCCCCGCUGCCUACCGGUCCCGCUACGUGCGGCUGCGCCAGCGCCUCUGCCGCCAGAGCGUCCUCCUCUGGCCCCAUCAGCCCAGCGGCCAGGGUAGCUUCUGGGCCAACCUGGGCAUGGCCCUGACCAGGGACAACCGCCACUUCUAUAACCGGAACUUCUGCCGGGGCCCCACCACAGCCGAAUAGCACAGAGUGACUGCCCAGCACUCCUUUAACCCCACCCCC